UGGCAGGGGUUACUGAUUUUUUAUUUUUCUCUGGGGAGUGAAGGAAGAUGAAUACUCGAGCCAGGAGCAAUCUGCAGCCUAUGAAGGCUCCUGGGAAGCUUGAAAAAGAAAAAAUGGGAGUUCAGAGUAACAAGAGAAUGCACACAGAGAAACCAAUGAUAAAUCGGCGAAAAGCAACCAGAGAGAAGAAGAUGGCAUUGUUACAAGAUGUAGAUAAGCUAAAGAAGAAACUCAGGCAUGAAGAGAAUGUCCAUAGAGCUCUUGAGAGAGCAUUUACAAGACCUCUGGGAGCUCUACCUCGCUUGCCUCCUUAUCUUCCUUCAUCUACACUCGAGCUUUUGGCCGAGGUAGCUGUUUUGGAGGAAGAGGUUGUCCGGUUAGAAGAGCAAGUUGUGCAUUUCAGGCAAGGGCUAUACAAAGAAGCUGUUUAUAUUUCAUCUUCCAAGAGGAACAUGGACAAUUUGGCCGAGCAAUGUGACUCGUGCAAAAGUCCGAAACUAAAACAAACGAAGCUCUCGCCUCGAGUUGAAGCUCAUUCUGAUGAUGGUGUGUUGAAAGAAGAUCAAUCAUACCUUUCCUCGAAACAGAACCAAAAAUCGUCAAAUGUGAAUUCUCAAACUGUCAGGACUCCUGUGAAGAGACUUCCUAUUGAGAACAGACCGAUAGAGAAGCGAUUAGAUCCUCAGAAAAUUGUGGGUACAGAAGAGAGGAAUUCUGUCACUCAGGAUAGAAAAGCUUCAGGAGAUGACAGUCCAAACAAAAUUUCUGAGAAUAUCGUGAAAUGCUUAUUGAACGUUUUCUCUCGAAUGAGCUCCAAGAGGACAAGGAGCUCAGCAGAAACACUAUCUUCACUUCCAGCAAUCACUUUUUGUGAUAGUUCAGUAACUACACAGUUUAAGGACCCAUAUGCCAUCUCUUUAAAGUUUGGAAAACGAGAUAUCGGUCCAUAUAAGCAUUUAUUUGCAGUCGAAGCUCCCUCCAUCAAUCCAAAUCGGUCAACAGUAUCUGUAUUCCUAGUUCGCAGAUUGAAACUCCUUCUCGAGAAACUUGAAUCAGUAAAACUUAAGGGUCUCACCCACCAGCAGAAGCUCGCUUUUUGGAUUAACAUCUAUAAUUCAUGCAUGAUGAAUGCGUUUUUAGAAAAUGGAAUUCCAGAGAGUCCCGAAAUGGUGGUGGCCUUAAUGCAAAAGGCGACGAUUAAUGUUGGGGGGCACUUGCUUAAUGCCAUAACCAUUGAACAUUUCAUUCUGAGGCUGCCUUAUCACUCGAAAUUUACCUUCGAAAAGGGUAUAAAAAACGAUGAGAUGACAGCACGGAGUAUCUUCGGGCUCGAGUUCUCUGAACCGCUAGUGACCUUUGCCCUCUCGUGUGGAAGUUGGUCAUCUCCUGCUGUGAGAGUAUAUACUGCAUCGAAGAUUGAAACCGAGCUAGAAGUAGCAAAACGAGAGUACUUGCAGGCAGCCAUUGGGAUUUCGAGUGCCAAGAAAACGGUAGCAAUACCAAAGCUGUUGGAUUGGUAUCUGCUAGAUUUCGCGAAGGAUUUGGAGUCAUUGCUCGAUUGGAUAUGCCUUCAACUACCCAGCGAGCUGGGAAAAGAAGCCCUCAGCUGCCUCGAGAGAGGAAACAACGAGCCACUUUCCCAGGUUCUCGAAAUCAUACCAUAUGAAUUCAGUUUCAGGUACCUGCUAUGCAUGUAAAUUUCGGGUUUUUCUUUAGUCUUUUUCACCACACAGUUCAAUGGUUUUCGAGUCACAGGUCGAAAUAGAGCUAGCACUAUAGAUACAUAUAGAGAUUGAAGUGUAUAUUCUCCUUCUGAGUAAAUUUUUGCUCUCUUCCACAAUCAAAUCAGCAGCUUGGCAUAUUUUAUGUAACAAUCAUAUCUGUCAUGAUUGGCAUAUAUUAGUAAUAGGGGUUUGAAAGAUUGGUUCUUGGUUUUUCCUGCCAUGAUUAAUAAAAUGCUUGGUGGGGUUUGAAUGGA
Messenger RNA from Ipomoea nil (Japanese morning glory), 1978 nucleotides. RefSeq lists its product as uncharacterized. The transcript has 10 exons. Bases 48 to 1697 code for a protein of 549 amino acids. NCBI's taxonomy places the organism in Eukaryota, Viridiplantae, Streptophyta, Magnoliopsida, Solanales, Convolvulaceae. The record is from RefSeq and is a predicted model, not a curated record.